Molecule: messenger RNA, 1881 nt
Organism: Cucumis sativus (cucumber)
Lineage: Eukaryota; Viridiplantae; Streptophyta; Magnoliopsida; Cucurbitales; Cucurbitaceae
Exons: 5
Coding region: 499-1419 (306 amino acids)
Source: RefSeq, a predicted model, not a curated record
UGAACAAAAAAGAAGAAGAAAGCUUCAUAUUUCAACUUGGUAUAUCAUAUGUCUGUUUUUUUUCCUAAUUAAUCUUUACCUAUGGAAGAUUGAAGAAUACCAAUUUGCCCAUUCUCUCUGAUUUCUUCAUCAUUUCUUCGAAUCUUUUACACACCCAUUCCUACAUAUUUCGCUUUCACUUCCAUUUGGGCAUUAAUUUUUUUACGCUUUUCGAGUUUUUCCCACCUCUCGGACAAAACCCAUAAAAUAGAAAGUCUCGUCUCUUAGCCCAGAAAUUGAUAGCUUGUGACCCACCAUAAGUUUUAUGUGUUCAACUUGGUAACUGUUCGAAAAUUAUUGGUAUGGUGUUCAUAUCCAAUCCUGAAUCCCUUAAUACCCUCCAUAUCGGUUUACUUCUGAUCUAAUACUAAAUGGGUUUUGAAAUUGGGUUUCGUUUCACAGAUUGAUCGAAGAGAUUUCUGCCGUUGAAUGACCCUUAUAUUGGAAUUUCUUUGAACAAUGUCUGCUUAUGGGAAUGAAAUGGAGCGCCAGUUCUCUACUCAGAGUCAUUCUACUGGGGGAAGUUCUGGGAAUUCAGAUAUGGGAAGCCGCUAUAUCAUAGAGUCAGGAUUCUACAUGACACCUUUAACAGCAACGAUUUUCGUUGGUGCUCUAGCUACUGUUGGAGUGUUACUUAUCACUUUGUUGGUCUCAUUGACUGUAAUGUUGCAAUAUUGUCAAAACAGAAGUGAAGGAGUUGUUGAGAUUCAGAGAUCAAGUGUUGAUUAUGACUAUUGCAAGGCUCUAUCUGUGCAUUUGGAGCUAAAUGGCUUGGAAACAGAUGGGAUACCUUCAUUUUGCAAGGAGUUUGCCAUUCAAUACAUUAGAAGUGGUCAGUAUGAACGAGAUUUGGAUUCUUCACUGCUGGUGGUCGAUAAUUAUUUCUGUAGUGCUGCCAAAGUAGACAACGGUCAAGAUAUUGUAUUGAUGGACAUAGAUGACCUUCUUUUCACAAACCGUGAUUACAAUGACGUGCUAAUCUCCAGUGAUUGUGUCGAUCAGGCAAAGAAAUUGAAGCAAAACUUUCUUCUAAAAUUAUACAAGAAACUCAGAUCUUGCAGAUGGCCUACGACCUUAAUAUCAAGAAAAUCAGAAGUUAAUAGGAAUGCCACUAUUGAACAUCUUACUUCUGCAGGGUAUAAAGGUUGGCUACAGCUGAUUAUGAGAAUGGAUGAUGAAAUGCAGAUCAAUCAUCCGGUAUACUUCAGUCGGCAACAAGCAGCAUUGCAGAGCGAGGGAUUCAGCGUUAUAGGUGUGAUUAGCAGCCACAUGGAUGCCUUGUCAGCACUAUCUGUAGGAACUCGUAUUUAUAAGCUUCCAAACCCCAUGUACUUCAAGUAUCAAUCAUCAAAAAUGGAGGAAACACACAAAGUUAGAUAGUGAUUUCCUCUGGAAAUUUGUUGUCAUGUGAGCCAUUCUAAGAUGUUGCACAGUCUGAGUCAGUUUAGGCUUCUCUAAAGCUGGUUGAGAUUCACACAAGUUCUCUCAUUCAAAAUAGUAAAAAAGAAGCACAUACAGUCGGAGAAGUUGCUAUGGAUUAUCAUGUUAAUGCCAUUCAAUGGAGGCAAUCACGUAUUUAAGCAGUCAUUUUCUGAUUAUUGUAUAUAAUUUGAUGGUCUUCUAAUGAGAGGGGCAUUGCAAGUAUAUUUCACUCGAUCCUACAUUCCUCGCCUUCAACGGCAUCGACACCAAUUGCCAGACCCUGGCAGCUGUCACAUUAUUUGUUAUAUUUUUUACCUCUUGUCCAUGUUCAUACCAUUUUGUUUGUGGACCUGGAAAUUUGCAACAAUUUCUUGGAUUGACCUUUUAUGUUAUUCAAAUUGAAGGCCUUUGUUUGAAACC